Messenger RNA from Triplophysa dalaica, 3941 nucleotides. It is a transcript of the gene vldlr, whose product is annotated as very low density lipoprotein receptor. Lineage: Eukaryota; Metazoa; Chordata; Actinopteri; Cypriniformes; Nemacheilidae. The record is from RefSeq and is a predicted model, not a curated record. Bases 246 to 2822 code for a protein of 858 amino acids. Gene Ontology annotation, molecular function: calcium ion binding; protein binding. The transcript is spliced from 19 exons.
GCCCCUGUGUACGGUAGCGGCGCGGUUAUUCGCUGCAGGUUAACGCUAUCAAUAUAUUAGGACAUGGAUUGCGGUACCGUAACUCGUUCGUUUGCGUGGAGGGGCUGACUAAGGAACUGCCUAAAUGAGAUAAAAGCCCGCAGACCAGGCUGCAUUCUGUUUGUCCCACGGAGACGUGUCGGCUGUGCUACAAUAUCAGGGAAAAGGCCACAGACCGACAUCACAGCCAUCAGCUCUAAUGCGAAAUGUUCACGUCUAUUUUGUGGAUUCUCUGUCUGCCAGUAUGUCUUCAGCGGUGUGGAUUUUCCCUCGCUUCCAGAACAGAAUGUGAGCAGUCUCAGUUUCAGUGUGGGAACGGUAGGUGUAUUCCGUCUGUGUGGAAGUGUGAUGGUGACCAGGAUUGCUCAGAUGGCAGUGAUGAGACCUCCUGCGUAAGGAAGACCUGCGAAGAAGUGGACUUUGUCUGUCACAGUGGUCAGUGUGUACCUAAGAGAUGGCAGUGUGAUGGUGAACCGGACUGUGAGGAUGGCUCAGAUGAAAGCAUUGAGAUGUGCCACACGAGAACCUGCCGAGUGAAUGAGUUCAGCUGUGGGGUUGGCUCCACACAGUGCAUUCCGGUCUUCUGGAAGUGUGAUGGUGAGAAAGAUUGCGACAAUGGGGAAGAUGAGGUGAAUUGUGGAAACAUCACAUGUUCACCUCUGGAGUUCACCUGUGCCAGCAGUCGCUGCGUGUCUCGUAAUUUUGUCUGCAAUGGUGAGGAUGACUGUGGGGAUGGCAGUGAUGAGAAUGACUGUGUUCCAUCCUCCUGUGGUCCCAGUGAGGUUCCCUGUGGGAACAUCACAUGCAUUCCUAGGAGCUGGUUAUGCGAUGAUGAUGUAGACUGCCAAGACCAAUCAGACGAGUCCCCUGAACGUUGUGGCCGCAACCCAACGCCGCCGGCAAAAUGUUCGUCCAGUGAAAUGCAGUGUGGUUCUGGGGAAUGCAUCCAUAAGAAGUGGCGCUGUGACGGUGAUUCAGACUGCAAGGACAGCAGUGACGAGAAAAACUGCUCUGUCCGUACAUGCCGGCCUGACCAAUUCAAGUGUGAGGAUGGAAGCUGUAUCCAUGGCAGCCGGCAGUGCAAUGGGUUUAGAGAUUGUGGGGAUGGCACAGAUGAAGUAAACUGCAAAAAUGUAACUCAGUGUAGCGGCCCUGACACAUUUAAGUGUCGCAGUGGGGAAUGCAUUGAGAUGAGUAAAGUGUGUAAUAAGGCCCGUGACUGCCCUGACUGGAGCGAUGAACCCAUCAAAGAGUGCAAUAUGAACGAAUGCCUGCUAAACAACGGCGGCUGCUCGCACAUCUGCAGUGACAUGACGAUUGGCUAUGAGUGUGACUGUCCACCGGGACUCCAGCUUAUUGAUCACAAGACCUGUGGUGAUAUCAAUGAGUGUCUAAACCCUGGUAUAUGUAGUCAAAUCUGUAUAAAUCUUAAAGGCGGCUACAAGUGUGAAUGUCACAAUGGCUAUCAGAUGGAUCCCACCACUGGCGUGUGCAAGGCUGUAGGUAAAGAGCCCUGUCUUAUUUUCACCAAUCGAAGAGAUAUUCGUAAACUAGGCCUUGAACGUCGUGAAUACACUCAGAUUGUGGAGCAUCUGCGGAACACUGUGGCUCUAGAUGCUGACUUUGCUCAACAGAGGAUAUUCUGGGCAGAUCUGGGCCAAAAAGCGAUUUUCAGCACAGUAUUGGAUAAGCAGGAGGAUGGGGCAAGUCAUAGCAAAGUGAUUGACAGUGUUCAAAUGCCUGUUGGAAUAGCAGUGGACUGGAUUUACAAAAACAUCUAUUGGUCAGACCUGGGUAGUAAGAGUAUAUCUGUGGCCAGCUUCAAUGGGACCAAGAGGAAGGUGCUGUUUGACAGUGGUCUAAAAGAACCGGCCUCUAUUGCUGUAGAUCCUCUAUCAGGGUUUCUGUAUUGGUCCGACUGGGGUGAACCAGCCAAGAUUGAAAAGUCUGGAAUGAAUGGAGUUGACAGACAGGUGCUAGUUGAGAUGGACAUUCAGUGGCCCAAUGGAAUCACACUUGAUCUGAUCAAGGGGAGACUAUAUUGGGUGGACUCCAAGCUGCACAUGCUCUGUAGUGUUGACCUGAAUGGAGACAAUCGUAGAAAAGUGCUGCAAUCCCCAUAUUACCUUGCUCACCCUUUAGCUAUGACAGUUUUUGAGGAUCGUGUAUUCUGGACAGACGGUGAAAACGAGGCCAUAUAUGGUGCAAACAAGUUCACCGGCUCUGAUAUAACUAUGCUGGCCAGCAACCUCAAUGAACCACAGGACAUCAUUGUGUACCAUGAGCUAAUUCAGCUGUCAGGGACAAACUGGUGUAAUGAGAAGAUGGAGAAUGGAGGCUGUUCGUUUAUGUGUUUGCCAGCUCCACAGAUUAACAAACAUUCCCCAAAAUACACCUGUGUUUGUCCGCAAGGUCAAAUACUCUCUCUGGGUGGAGUGCGUUGUAGACCAGUGUCUCCAGAACCAAACACAGCCCCUGAACCAGGUCAUGCUGUAGAAGGAAAUAUAAGUACUUCUAUACAUGAAGUCAAUUCAUCAGCCAAAGGAUCUGCUGCUGCCUGGGCCAUUCUGCCUGUGUUGUUGUUGGCCAUGGCUGCAGCGGGUGGUUACUUGAUGUGGAGGAACUGGCAGAUUAAAAACAAGAAGAGUAUGAAUUUUGAUAACCCAGUGUAUCUGAAGACUACUGAAGAAGACCUCAAUAUAGAUAUAAAUAGACACUCUGCCUCUGUUGGCCACACAUACCCUGCUAUUUCAGUGGUAAGCACAGAAGAAGAUUUGUCGUAACCAAGUUUAUUUACCACCAGACUAAUGGCAUCAGGGGCCUCAAAACCAGAUUCCUUCUGAAGUGCAUUUCCAAGUUUUUAAUCAGAAACAGGAUGUGAAUUGUGGUACAAGAAAGGACAUUUCUACUGACUUUUAUGUCCAGAUCCGGAUGGUCAUUUGUCUGUCUGGAAUGUUUAAAUGAAAUGCAUAUUUUAGACUGUCAUGCCUUCAAGAUAUGUUUCCAAAAUAGAAGUAAUUUCUCAGAAGUACAUUCUUAAAGGCAUAGUUAAAAGAAAAAUUUUCAUUAAUUACCAUCAUGUCGUUUCACAAACGUAAGACCUUCAUUCAUCUUCGGAACACAACUAAAGGUAUUUUUUUAAGUCCAAAAGCUUUCUGACCCCCCCAUACACAGACGCGGAAAGCUAGUAAAUAGUCCAUGUGACUACAAUGGUUUAACUUCAUUUUAUGAAGCGAUGAGAAUGCAUUGUGUGCUCUUGUGAAUGGACAUUGGAUACUGUCACAAAAGAGCUGAAAUUGCUGAAUUAGUUGUUAUUAUUUUUUGUACUCAAAGUAUUCUAGUCGCUUUAUAAAAUGAAGGUGGAACCACUUUAGACACAUGGACUAUUUUGUCGAGGCCUUUACUGUCUUUCUGUGCCUUGAAGGUGGCAGUUGCGUUGCUGUCUAUGAAGGGUGAGAAAGCUCAUGGACUUCAUCAAAAAUAGCUUAAUUUGUUUUCUGUAGAUGAACGAAGGUCUUACGGUUGUGGUAAAAUGUGAGGGCAAUAUAGACAGAAUUUUCAUUCUUCAAUGAAAUAUCCUUUCAAGUUCUAAAUGCUAAAGUGCUGUUAAAUCAUUUUUAAAACACUGAAUAUAUCUCUCUCAACAACAUAAUUAAUAAGGACUAAGCCCUUUGGUCAAAUUUUCCUCUGUAAAUAAGAUUGUAUACAUUUGACUGAGGCAAUUUUGCUAUGUUUGGGCAUUGUACCAGGGUAGAAGAUCUAUUUAAAAAAUGUUUGUUUAAACUAUUUUGUAUGUAUGUUUGCUGUUCCUGUUACCUUUUCUAGCAGGGGAACAAAAUGCUCUGUAUUGUGAGAACGUAAAUAUUUGCAAACACAUCCAAUAAAAUUAAGAUUUAAAUUAA